ACACACGCGAACACAUCUUCUUCAUCUUCCUCAGCUCGAUCACUUCGAUUUCUCCUCUAACUUCCCGCGACAAAGCUCUAGUUUCUUUCUCGAUCAGACCACGUACGACAAUGGAAAAGGACAAGGGGCUCGUCUCCAACCUCAUGCACGGCGUCGCCGGCGGCGGCCAUGCCUAUCCGUACCCUCCUCAGCAGGGCUACUACCCUCCGCCGCCCACCGCAUAUCCUCCUCCGGCUGGCUAUGCUGCGCCAUACCAGGGUUAUGGAGGUAGCCAUGGUGGAGGAGGGCACAUGGCUCCGAUGCUUGGAGCGGGUGCAGCCGUCGCCGCCGCGGCGUACGGUGCACACAAGCUUUCUUCCCAUGGCGGCCAUGGAGGCUACGGUUACGGUUACGGCGGUCACCAUGGCGGUGGCGGCUUCUUUGGCGGCGAUCACCAUGGCCACGGCGGCCAUCACGGCGAAUACUAUGGAGGCCAUCACGGACACGACGACCACCAUGGCGGCUUCUAUGGCGGUCAUCACGGACACGACGGCCACCACGGCGGCUUCUAUGGCGGUCACCACGGCGGUCACCAUGGUGGCCACCAUUAAUACUGCUCUCAGCUUCUCACCAUGCCUGCUCAAUAAGUGAGAGUGAUAGAUGUUGGCUUGGCGACAUAUAUAUAUAUAGUUUGAUCAUGCUAAACUCAAAUAUGUGGAUAGGUCUUAAUUUCUAGAGGUGAAGUGUGGUUUGGAGAAGCUUUUCUCCAUACUUUGAUUUCAUUUACUCUGCUUGUGUGUCUGAGUGAUGACAAUAUAUAUAUGUGGUAUGCUAAUUACUAAUUAAGUGCUUAUGAGUGUUUAUACCC
This is a messenger RNA of Oryza sativa Japonica Group (Japanese rice), 847 nucleotides long. RefSeq lists its product as uncharacterized. NCBI's taxonomy places the organism in Eukaryota, Viridiplantae, Streptophyta, Magnoliopsida, Poales, Poaceae. The record is from RefSeq and is a predicted model, not a curated record.